CCGCAUCUCACUCUCUUUCGAUUAGAAAGAACCCUAAUCUAUCACCCUCCCUCGAAUCUCACUCUCUUUCGAUUCCACCGAAACCAUAGAACCCUAAUCUCUCACCCUCCCUCGAAUCUCACUCUCUUUCGAUUCCACCGAAACCAUAGAACCCUAAUCUCUCACCCUCUCUCGAAUCUCACUAUGUCCAAUUCCUAAUCGCUGAAUUCCAGAAACGCCUCAUCUCUCUUUUGAGACCUAAAGAACCCUAAUCUCUCAUCUCUCUUUGAAACGAUGUCAUCAAAAAAGAAGCAGAAAGUUUCAAAAAAAUCUCCCCUUCCCUCGCAGUACCAUUUCGUUCCUAAGACGACAGCUCCUCCUGUCCCCAACCGCCGAUCUCCACCAGGCGUGAGUGACUACCCACCUCCGAGGCAGCUCUUCCAAGACUCAGAGGCCCAAACUCAAGCUGCUUCAGGGCCUCUUCAUCAACCAUCUCCACCGCCUCUUCAUCAACCAUCUCCACCGUCACAAUCUCGACGGUCCGAAACGUCAGCGACACGACGUUCGCCCAGCAGGUCUCAGUCUCAAGACUCUGCGAGUACAGAAAGUCCAGAAGCUGUGGAACCGACGCUCUCUGAUGAGCAGACUCGUUUACUCAACCAACUGCUAUCCCAGCCAAACUGGGGCACUGACAUACCAAUCCUUUCUCCAGCCUUUGAGCCUGGAACAACAUGGUUUGGUCGUGACAAAGGGAAACUGACCCGGAAGAUCACAAAGACUUUUACAAAAAAGUUUGAUGAAGCUUAUUACAGUUGGAGUGUUGUGCCUCAGAACAAAAGAGAGACGAUAUUUGUAGAAUUUGCAAAAACUCACACUUGGGAUCAAAUACACACUGGUAUUGUUCAGGAGAAGUUUGAGGCGGUAUGUCAGCGACGUAUGAAGAACAUGGUUAGCGUUCGUAGGAGGUCACGAGUGCGACCACCCUGGAUCCACGGUGAACUGUGGGAACAAAUGACUGCGUAUUGGGACACUCCCGAAGCGGAAAAAAAGAGUCAGACAGCAUCGGACUCUCGGUUGUCUGACCGGAACGGACUUGGUCCACACAAGCACAACUCCGGCCAGAAGUCUUUCGAACAAAUCGAACAUGAAAUGGUUGAGAAAUUGGGCAGACCAGUUACUCUUGGUGAAGUUUUCAUGGAGACACAUACAAGAAAGGAUGGGACCUUUGUCGAUUUGAAAGCAGAGAAGGUUGCAGAGAUGUAUAAGAAGAACAAAGAAGCCAAGUUGACUGCCCUUGAGGCUGAAAACUCACAGACUUCAGACAGUGCUUCCAAUGAUCCACAGCUCUCCAUAGAGGAGGAUAAUAAGAUAUUCCUUUUGUCAACUUUCACAAAUGAAAGAGGACAGCACUAUGGCAUUGGAAGCCUCCAGCAAACUCUCGUCAAUGGGAAACGGACGUUCAGUGAAUUAUCUUCAUCUGCAUUCCUCGACAUGAAUAAGCUUCUUGAAGAUGCUCACCACAAAAUAGAAGAGCAGGCUGCUUCUAAUGCAGCAAAUGCUGCUGUUAUUGAAGAGCAAGGUGCUUGUAUUGCAGAGCAAUCAAAGCAGAUCAAGGAGUUCUCUAUAGUGGGGAAGUUUCUAGCUGCAACUAAUCCAUUAUAUAAUGAGUUUGUAGCUGCUAAUUCCAGCACCUGAUCAUGCUUUCCUGUUUAUUUACCUAGAAACUUAUGACUUUUGUAAGUUCUUUUGUUUAGUUGCUUGUUUCAAACUUUUGGAGCUUUAACAUUUUCAGUUUCAAUAUUAACCACUGCUUUUUAAUUUUACAAUGCUCGAUAGCAUAGAUUUAUUAGCAUUACAAACCAGAAAGCACCUAAAAUCGGAAUGGCAAAUUCAAAGAAACAAAAUGAAGAGUCGUAAUUCAGUUGGAUAAAAUUACAA
Brassica napus (rape) is the source of this 1917-nucleotide messenger RNA. RefSeq lists its product as uncharacterized. The transcript is spliced from 5 exons. The record is from RefSeq and is a predicted model, not a curated record. NCBI's taxonomy places the organism in Eukaryota, Viridiplantae, Streptophyta, Magnoliopsida, Brassicales, Brassicaceae. The coding region runs from base 274 to 1674 and encodes 466 amino acids.